Molecule: messenger RNA, 2283 nt
Organism: Candoia aspera
Lineage: Eukaryota; Metazoa; Chordata; Lepidosauria; Squamata; Candoiidae
Gene: B3GNTL1
Product: UDP-GlcNAc:betaGal beta-1,3-N-acetylglucosaminyltransferase like 1
Exons: 12
Coding region: 496-1719 (407 amino acids)
Source: RefSeq, a predicted model, not a curated record
AAGCGUGUGGCUGAGCGUGUGGCUGCUCAGUUCUGGCGUCGGAAAAGAGGGGGAGGACCGGACAGCUCCAAGAGCGAAAGAUGUGCUCCAGGAAGGAAAGGCUAACUUAAACCACUGCACCCGCCGACCUUUCUUCUACCCGCCCUCUGUUUCCUGCUGUGUGGCCUCUUCCUCUUUCUGUACCCCCUCCCCUUUCUUCUAUCUGUCUACAGCACUGGUUAAAUCCUAUCACUUAAUCUCUGUGUUUGCCACUGCAUUUCCUUCACCCUCUCUUCUGAGCCUUACCUGCUCUUAUCUAGGCGCUUCUUUUUCAUCAGGAUAUUAACAUGCACCUAUAUAAUCCCAAUUUAUAGCAGGCAUUGAGAGAGAGGGGAAAAAAAGUUUUACCAGCCUGAUGCUAAUUCUCGCUUGUGAGAUGUCACAUUCUGUUUGUUUGCAUUUCUUCUUUUAUAUCUGUCCUGUGCUGGUUUAUUUUUUCUGAAUUUAUAAUUACAAAUGGAUGUCUCUGAAACAGACUGUCAGGAAGCUGGUAAAGUGCCUCCCCUUGUACAAGACUAUGUCUGUGCAAGUAAUCCUGGACUUGCCAAGCAAGACCAUUCGCACAGUCCAUCUCCUCCUUUCUUCGGCAGCACUCAGUUGCAGUCUGUUGUUCCUUUGAAUAGGAAAGCAGGAGGAAACAGUAGGAUUCAGGUGUCUGUAAUUCUGCCAGUCUACAAUGCUGAGUCCUGGCUGGAUGAAUGUCUCAAGUCUGUUCUGGAUCAAGACUUCCAAGGUUCUAUUGAGCUCUCUGUUUUUAAUGAUGCUAGCAUGGACAAUUCUAUAAAUAUAAUUAAAAAAUGGAAGAUUUUGUUGGAAGAAGCGGGUAUUCGGGUAGUGCUGGGAGAACAUUAUUCAUCUCAGCCACAUGGAGUGGGCUUUGCUAAAAAUUGUGCAAUCGAUCAGAGCUCAGGGGAAUACCUCUGCUUUCUGGACUCGGAUGAUGUGAUGAUGCCGCAGAGAAUAAGGCUGCAAUGGGAAGCUACUAUUAAGUAUCCAAGGAGUAUUAUAGGUUGCCAAAUUAAGAGAGAACCAGCAGAAGCAACUGAGCGCUAUACUAGGUGGAUCAAUAAUUUAACACAUGAUCAGCUUCUUACUCAGGUUUUCACAUCCCAUGGACCAACAGUAAUUAUGCCAACUUGGUUCUGUUCUCGGGAAUGGUUUUGUAUUGUAGGAAGAUUUAAUGAAGGAGGAAAGGGAACCCCAGAAGAUCUGCUCUUCUUUUAUGAACAUCUUCGAAAAGGUGGUGGAGUGUUUCGAGUUGACAAGUGCCUCCUCCUCUAUCGUUACCAUGCACAGGCAGCUACUAAUUCAGUUUUAGAGAGAACCAUUUGGACUCACCGUGUCUUGUUUCUAGAGGAAAGAAUUCUCAGUCACUGGACAUCCUUCACCAUUUGGAAUGCUGGCAAACAGGGCAGAAAACUUUUUAGAAGUUUAUCUCCAGCUAAUCAGAACAAAGUGACUGCAUUUUGUGAUGUGGAUAAAAAUAAAAUCACUAAAGGAUUUUACACAUAUGAAGAAGCUAAGGAAACUUCCAAACCCAGAAUUCCAAUUCUACAUUUCAAAGAAGCUUCCCCACCUUUAAUUAUCUGUGUGAAAUUGGAUCUCACAGAUGGACAGUUUGAAGAAAAUUUGAGCCUAUUGAACUUGAAGGAAGGUGUGGAUUACUAUCAUUUUAAUUGAUGAGUGUAGUAUAUUGGCAAGCCUUUUAUCAUGCAACAUGCUAGAGGAGAUACAGUGCUAUUCUAAAAGCUAAGACUCAUGACCCUAAACAGCUUGUUUUCUCCGUAACUCCUCUCAAAAGAAAUAUUAAUAAAACAAAUAUCAUAGCAAACAUACAAAUGUUAAAAUGUUAUCUCCAGUCGUAAAAGUCAGCUAAAGGUAGCACAACGGUAAAGUUAAUUGAACUGAAGGUUAGAUAGUUAAGAGUAAUCUCCAUAGCAGGGGAAUGGCAGAUAGCACUCCACCAACAUGAAAGUAGCCAACUCACCUAAGAAAAGGCCUUCUGAAAUCAAAUCCAGAAGGUGGCAAUGGCAAACCACUUCAGUAUUAUUCCCAAGGAAACUAUAUUGAUGUGGCUGUAACAUUUUGACAAGUUGGAAUUCCAUGUGAUGAGACUUGGCACACCUUUGGUUACUGGGAACAGCAUCAAGCUUGCACCAAUGCAUUAAGAGGUGAUAGUGGUGGAAGAGCUACAUAUGAUCACAAGAGGCAAAUCAACAUGGAGACAAAUUCCGUUGAUAGCAC